This is a messenger RNA of Capsicum annuum, 438 nucleotides long. RefSeq names its product actin-depolymerizing factor-like. The transcript has 3 exons. Bases 1 to 438 code for a protein of 145 amino acids. NCBI's taxonomy places the organism in Eukaryota, Viridiplantae, Streptophyta, Magnoliopsida, Solanales, Solanaceae. Gene Ontology annotation, molecular function: actin filament binding. The record is from RefSeq and is a predicted model, not a curated record. Gene Ontology annotation, biological process: actin filament depolymerization. Gene Ontology annotation, cellular component: actin cytoskeleton; cytoplasm.
AUGACUUUCAGAUUCAGAGGAGUAAAUGCUUCUUCUGGAAUGGGUGUGGCUGAUCACGGCAAAAAUGCAUUCUUGGAGCUGAAGAGGAAGCAGGUUCAUAGAUACGUGAUUAUCAAAAUUGAUGAAAAUAAAAAGGAGGUUGUUGUUGAGAAAACUGGCAACCCUACUGAAAUCUUUGAUGAUUUUACUGCUUCUUUGGCAGAAAAUGAUUGCCGAUAUGCCGUGUAUGACUUUGAUUUUGUGACCUCCGAGAAUUUCCAAAAGAGCAAGAUAUUCUUUGUUCAUUGGUCUCCUACAACAUCUUGUAUACGUGCCAAGAUAGUUUACACCACCUCCAAAGAUGCAUUUAAAAGAGAGCUGGAUGGUUUUCAUUAUGAAAUUCAGGCUACUGAUCCCACAGAAGUUGAUCUUGAAGUGCUAAAAGACCGAGCUCACUGA